Molecule: messenger RNA, 3268 nt
Organism: Cebus imitator (Panamanian white-faced capuchin)
Lineage: Eukaryota; Metazoa; Chordata; Mammalia; Primates; Cebidae
Gene: WEE1
Product: WEE1 G2 checkpoint kinase
Exons: 9
Coding region: 285-2099 (604 amino acids)
Biological process (GO): protein phosphorylation; mitotic cell cycle
Cellular component (GO): nucleus
Molecular function (GO): magnesium ion binding; non-membrane spanning protein tyrosine kinase activity; ATP binding
Source: RefSeq, a predicted model, not a curated record
UAACGGUCGCGGGAAGCCGCGGAGCCCGAACCUGAGACUGGACCUGAGGAGACCUCAGCUUCGGUGCUCAGGCCGCCCCUCCAAAGCCGGACAGUCCGCGCCGCUGUCGCCGCCACCGCCACCGCCCGCAGCCCGAGUGCCCGGUAGCCGCGGCUACCCGCCGCGAAGAAACGCCGCGACUGGGCUCGCCCAGCUGCACGUGGCGGACCCGCCCCCUGUCCCGCAGUGUCCUGGACCCCGCGGGCCUCCGCUCUCCAGUCCUCGGCCCCGGCCCCAGGGCCACGAUGAGCUUCCUGAGCCGGCAGCAGCCGCCGCCGCCCCGCCGCGCCGGGGCCGCCUGCACCUUGCGGCAGAAGCUGAUCUUCUCGCCCUGCAGCGACUUUGAGGAAGAAGAGGAAGAGGAGGAGGAGGAGGGCAGCGGCCACAGCACCGGGGAGGACUCGGCCUUUCAGGAGCCCGACUCGCCGCUGCCGCCUGCGCGGAGCCCCAUGGAGCCUGGGCCCGAGCGCCGCCGCUCGCCCGGACCGGCCCCAGGGAGCCCCUGCGAGCUGGAGGAGGACCUGCUGCUGCCCGGCGCCUGCCGCGGCGCGGACGAGGCGGGCGGCGGGGCGGAGGGCGACUCGUGGGAGGAGGAGGGUUUCGGCUCCUCGUCGCCGGUCAAGUCGCCGGCGGCCCCCUACUUCCUGGGCAGCUCGUUCUCGCCUGUGCUCUGCGGCGGCCCGGGGGAUGCGUCGCCGCGGAGCUGCGGGGCGCGCCACGGCCCCUGCUCGCCGCGGCCCGACCACCCGGGCACCCCGCCGCACAAGACCUUCCGCAAGCUGCGGCUCUUCGACACCCCGCACACGCCCAAGGGGCCGAUCGGCCCGUCCAGGUGGCCGAGGAUUUGCCGCCUCUUGAGUCCCGGCCGCCCGGAGCAUGUCAUUCCCGAAUGCGGCACCAAAAACGCGGUUUGCGAGGAUGAUGGAGGGUGCUGGCCCGGCCACCUGACACUCCCGAACCAUAUGAGAAUUACAAUUACUGAAAGCAAUAUGAAGUCCCGGUAUACAACAGAAUUUCAUGAGCUAGAGAAAAUUGGCUCUGGAGAAUUUGGUUCUGUAUUUAAGUGUGUGAAGAGGCUGGAUGGAUGCAUUUAUGCCAUUAAGCGAUCAAAAAAGCCACUGGCUGGCUCUGUUGAUGAGCAGAACGCUUUGAGAGAAGUAUAUGCUCAUGCAGUUCUUGGACAGCAUUCUCAUGUAGUUCGAUACUUCUCUGCAUGGGCAGAAGAUGAUCAUAUGCUUAUACAGAAUGAAUAUUGUAAUGGUGGAAGUUUAGCUGAUGCUAUAAGUGAAAACUACAGAAUCAUGAGUUACUUUAAAGAAGCAGAGUUGAAGGAUCUCCUUUUGCAAGUUGGCCGGGGUUUGAAGUAUAUUCAUUCAAUGUCUUUGGUUCACAUGGAUAUAAAACCUAGUAAUAUUUUCAUAUCUCGAACCUCGAUCCCAAAUGCUGCCUCUGAAGAAGGAGAUGAAGAUGACUGGGCAUCCAACAAAGUUAUAUUUAAAAUAGGUGACCUUGGGCAUGUAACAAGGAUCUCCAGUCCACAAGUUGAAGAGGGUGAUAGUCGUUUUCUUGCAAAUGAAGUUUUACAGGAGAAUUAUACCCAUCUACCAAAAGCAGAUAUUUUUGCGCUUGCCCUCACAGUGGUAUGUGCUGCUGGUGCUGAACCUCUUCCCAGAAAUGGAGAUCAAUGGCAUGAAAUCAGACAGGGUAGAUUACCUCGGAUACCACAAGUGCUUUCCCAAGAAUUUACAGAGUUGCUGAAAGUUAUGAUUCAUCCAGAUCCAGAGAGAAGACCUUCAGCAAUGGCACUGGUAAAACAUUCAGUGUUGCUAUCCGCUUCUAGAAAGAGUGCAGAACAGUUACGCAUAGAAUUGAAUGCCGAAAAGUUCAAAAAUUCACUUUUACAAAAAGAACUCAAGAAAGCACAGAUGGCAAAAGCUGCAGCUGAGGAAAGAGCGCUCUUCACUGACCGGAUGGCCACUAGGUCCACCACCCAGAGUAAUAGAACAUCUCGACUUAUUGGAAAGAAAAUGAACCGCUCUGUCAGCCUUACUAUAUACUGAGCUACUCAUUUCCCACCUCCCCCUAUAAACUGUGACGAGAGGAAGCUAGGUUGGAAUCACUGAUAGAAUUCAGUUUGCAAUUACUUUUCUCAACUGGUGUCAGUAGUUUUACUGAUUAGGACUUUUAUUGUGAAUUACAGUUGAAAGCUGUAUUUUGACCAUUGCUGUGUCAGGCUUUCAUCUAAUCUUACCAGUCUGUCUUCUGUAGGAUGUGUCACUGUUGGAUGUUAUACCAGCCUUUCCAGGGUUAACCACUGUGGUGGUGUGCUGCUUAAAGUUUGCUGUUGCAUUGUAAUAAAAGGGGUCUUUCCCUGUAGUGACCUGUAAAAAGUACUCAAGGGCUUUAUUACAGACAUACUCUCCCUUUGAAAAGGGACAUGCUAAAAGACUCAUUACUACUCAGCCUUCAGUGUACCUGUGUGUCCCUCUUAUAUUUCUUUUUUUUUAAAAUUGUGAAUUAUACUUGUAUAUCCCACUGGGAGCACUUUGUAGGCAUUGCAUGAACCAUGGGAUGAUAAUUCUGUGGAAGUAUUGCCUUGUGAAUUUGCUGCUAUUUUAGUUUUGUCUUUGCUGUAAACUUGUAGCAUUAAACAAUCAUUGUUGUGAAUAGGUUUUCUUUUCGAAACAAUUAUGUGAAAUGUAUAGCUGGUUUUGAUGAAAAGCAGCUAUUUGCCUUUUUUUUUUUUCCAUUGAACUUUGAAGCUAGUGCAUUGGAAAAAUGCACCCUUACCCCCCUUUGGAAUGCUGUAUUAAUGUAGUAUAAUAAUAAUUACUGGUUUUGUAACUUUUUCUGGUAAUGUCCUUCCCUGACUCUUUUAAAAUGUCUUCCCCCAAGUUUUGUACUUGAUUGUAUUGUUAGUCUGUUUUUAAAUGUUUUGCCUGGUUUCUCUUCAAUUAUUUGUGUAUAUAAACUGAUCUUGAUGAUACUGUACAUAGCUGUUUGAAAUGCCAGAAUGACUUCUGACAUUCCAAGUUUUUCACAAAAUAUAUUUUAUCUGUGAUUAGCCAUUUGACUAAUAAUACUGGCUAACAGAUGUUGAAAAAAAAUUGUCUAUUGUUUGUCUCAUUAAUUUUGGUCUAAAACAUGUUUGCACUUGUCUUUGACUUGUGUUUUAUUAACAUGGAUUGGCAUAUUAAAAGUCACUCUGAGCUUACCUUAAUUGUCUAAA